AUGACUACAAUUUUAGUUACAGGUGGCGCUGGAUAUAUCGGAUCACAUACAGUUAUUGAGCUAAUUAACAGUGGCUUUAGAGUGAUUGUGGUUGAUAAUCUUGUGAAUGCAUCCUAUGAUUCAGUCUCACGUGUGGAGUACAUUGUCAAGAAAAAGGUUAUAUUUUAUGAAAUCGAUCUUAGAGACUCAGAAAAGCUUUCAAAGGUUUUUGAUAAAUAUAAAAUUGAUGCAGUGAUUCAUUUUGCCGGUCUCAAGGCUGUGGGUGAGUCAACCAAGAUUCCUCUUGAGUAUUUUGAUAACAAUGUUGGUGGUACAAUUUCUCUUCUCAAGGUGAUGAAACAACAUGAUGUCAAAAAUAUUGUUUUCUCAUCAUCUGCUACUGUUUAUGGCGAUGCUACUCGCUUUAAGGAUAUGAUUCCAAUCCCAGAAAAGUGUCCAACGGGUCCAACGAAUCCUUAUGGACAUACAAAGUUGGUCAUAGAAGGGAUUAUGCGUGAUAUAUAUGCUAGCGAUAAUAAAUGGAGAAUCGCCUUGCUUAGAUAUUUCAAUCCAAUUGGAGCCCAUCAAUCAGGAUUAAUUGGUGAAGAUCCAACCGGAAUUCCAAACAAUUUACUUCCAUUCUUAGCUCAGGUUGCCAUUGGUCGCAGGCAGAAGUUGAAUGUUUUUGGAAAUGACUAUGAUUCUCAUGAUGGAACACCAAUUAGAGACUACAUUCAUGUGGUGGAUUUGGCCAAGGGACAUAUUGCUGCACUCUCAUAUUUGGCAAAUCUGAAACCUAAGGAGGGAAUCUGCAGAGAGUGGAACUUGGGUACCGGUAAAGGCUCAACUGUUUUUGAUAUUUAUCACUCAUUUUGCAAGGCUGUGGGUCACGAUCUCCCAUACGAAAUUGUUGGCCGUCGGAGUGGUGAUGUUCUUAACCUUACUGCCUGUGUUACUCGUGCCAAUGAAGAGUUAAAAUGGAAAGCUAAGCUUACAGUUGAUGAUGCAUGCCGCGAUCUUUGGAAUUGGACCACAAAGAAUCCACAAGGCUUUGCUACACCUCAUUAUCAUAUCGCAGAUCAUUUGUACGGAGAACAACGAAUUCACGACGUAAUAUUUGAGAAUUUCAAGUUCUCCGUUGCCAACGUUGGUGCGACGAUCGUCGACGUUGAAGUCAAUGGCCAUCCUGUGGUUUGCAAUUUUCAAAGGCUUUCCGACUAUGCAGCGAAAGAAAAUCCUUACUUUGGUGCCACCAUUGGUCGUGUGGCAAACAGACUUCCGGGGGCAAAAAUUGUGAUAGAAGGUCAUACGUAUGAUAUUGAUGCCAAUGAGGGUAAGAAUUCUUUACAUGGAGGCUCACAUGGCUUCAACAGCAAAUACUUCUUUGGUCCUGUUACCUCUUAUGACUCAAAAGCUGAGACUGUCAUACUCAAAUUUGUUGACUUUGAUUCAGAUGGAUCAAAUGGAUAUCCUGGAGAUUUGAACACAUAUGUUUCCUAUAUUGUCACACCGCAUUCAUACAAGAUUGAGUACGAAAGUUCGUUAGAUUCUUCCAGUAAAUCUCCGGUUACUGUGGUUAACUUGACGAAUCAUUCGUACUUCCAUCUCUCAGAUGAAUCUAAUAUCAAUGAGACCGAUUUUAAGCUAUACACAAAUAAAUGUAUAGACACUGAUACUUCACUUCUUCCCACUGGAACUAUCUCUAAAUUAACGCAACCAAAAGUUAUGGAAAAGUUUAGACUUGGAUCGAAUGCUUUUGAUAAUUGUUUUGUUUUGAGCGAUGAUGUUGAAUCUCUUGACACUCGCAAAUUAAAGGCUAAAAAGGCUUUGGAGGUAUCAAAUUCAAAGUCAAAUUUGCAAUUGAAGGUUUAUACAACUGAGCCAGCAUUUCAACUUUAUACUGGAGAUGAAAUAGCGGUGAAAAAUUAUGGCAAACGUUCGGGAUUUGCAGUUGAGACUUCAAGAUUUCUAGGUGCAGCAACAUUCGAAAAAUGGCAAAGGCAGGUCAUCCUCCACAAGGGUGAUUUGUAUGGUGCAUCCACUACUUACGUAUUUAGCUCUCUUGAUCAUUAG
Brettanomyces bruxellensis is the source of this 2052-nucleotide messenger RNA. RefSeq lists its product as uncharacterized. Gene Ontology annotation, biological process: beta-D-galactose catabolic process via UDP-galactose, Leloir pathway. Gene Ontology annotation, cellular component: cytosol. The record is from RefSeq and is a predicted model, not a curated record. The transcript has a single exon. The coding region runs from base 1 to 2052 and encodes 683 amino acids. Gene Ontology annotation, molecular function: carbohydrate binding; UDP-glucose 4-epimerase activity. NCBI's taxonomy places the organism in Eukaryota, Fungi, Ascomycota, Pichiomycetes, Pichiales, Pichiaceae.